GCAAGCCAUAUUUUGCAUCACUAUUACACUGCAUAUUAUAAACAAAAACCUUAAAUUUAUAAUUUUAUACAUUUUUAAUGUGGAAGUUCUAUAUUUGUAGUAUACUGAAUAGAAGUCGUGUGAAUUCGUAUAUGUACAUGUAUAUCUUAUAACAAUUCUCAACAUGGUAAAUAAAUAUCUCCACCUACAUAUGUGUUUCUUGUGCCUAAUUGGAAUAGGGAUACUAAUUUAUUUCGUUCAUCAGCGGCCUUCAUGUGAUUAUAAAGGAAUGUUAUUGAGUCGUAACAAAGUGCAAUCAUCCAGGACACCUCUCUACAUCGUAGUAGUCUGCUGUGGUCAACGAGUACAAGAGACACUUGUAAUGAUCAAAUCAGCAAUCCUUUUUAACUAUGAACAAGAGUAUCUCAAAUUUUUUAUUUUUACGGAGAAAGAAAAGGAUGAUGAAUUAAGAGAAAAGUUAACAGACUGGCAAACUACCAUCCUACCAUCGUUAUUUGCUUUUGAGAUUUUACCCUUGAAUUUUCCGAGUCAAAAUGAGAUUGAGUGGAUGAAUCUGUUCAAGCCCUGUGCCGCCCAGCGUCUAUUUUUGCCGUCUUUGUUGACCGAUGUGGACUCAUUGCUAUAUGUUGACACAGAUAUAUUAUUUUUGUCACCAAUAUCUGACAUAUGGAACUUUUUUAAAAAGUUUAAUGACAGUCAAAUUGCCGCGCUGACGCCUGAACACGAGAAUGAAAACAUAGGUUGGUACAACCGAUUUGCACGUCAUCCAUUCUAUGGCCGCCUUGGUGUGAACUCCGGCGUCAUGUUAAUGAAUCUGACACGAAUGCGGGAAUUUCAUUGGGAAAAACAUAUAUUAUCUAUACACGAAGAGUACAAGCUGCGUAUUAUAUGGGGCGAUCAAGACAUUAUAAAUAUACUUUUUUAUUAUUAUCCAGACAAACUAUUCGUAAUGCCCUGUGAAUAUAACUAUCGCCCAGAUCACUGUAUGUAUAUGAGUAUUUGUAACAUGACACACUCUGGUGUUAAAUUAAUACACGGUAAUCGGGGAUAUUUUCAUGCCGACAGGCAACCACUUUUCAAAAUUAUUUACGAAUCCAUGGAAAGUUAUCAGCUUGGAUCAAAUGCAAAUACCAAUUUUUUAUUGCCUCUACGCACGGCUUUAAAUCGAAAAUUAGUAAAUGAAUCUAGCUGCGGAAAGAUCUCAACAGAAGUGCUGAAAAUGGCUACUAAACUUUUUGGUAAUAUCUAUUAAGGGAUAAAGCACAGAUUAUCCGUGGGUCGAUAAAAAAUGAAUCUAGAAUUAUAAAACAAAUUGUAUACAACUAAUAUACUUAAGACCUAGAGUUAAAUAUAUUCCUAAUUAAAAAUAAAUAAAUAAA
Molecule: messenger RNA, 1379 nt
Organism: Drosophila obscura
Lineage: Eukaryota; Metazoa; Arthropoda; Insecta; Diptera; Drosophilidae
Gene: shams
Product: glucoside xylosyltransferase 2
Exons: 4
Coding region: 164-1252 (362 amino acids)
Biological process (GO): protein O-linked glycosylation via N-acetylgalactosamine
Molecular function (GO): UDP-xylosyltransferase activity
Source: RefSeq, a predicted model, not a curated record